AUGAUGUCUACUGGGCUGGAGAAAGUGGAUAUCAUAGACGAUCCAGCAAAAGCUUGCAAAUUAAUUCAAUCUUUCGGUCUUUCAACGAAAGGCUUGAAUUCACUAGAUGAGAUGAAGAAAAAACUUCGUGAACAUUUAAAAGGGUUGGAAGGGACUUCGUCGCGAAAGAUUGGAGAGGUGUGUGAUCACAGUGACACUUUUUUAGUUCAGACAUCACAGAUAUUUGUGCAGAAUAUGGUAAAUUAUCCGACUAUAUGUAAAUCUAGGCUGUUGGAGUAAACAAUGUUUCGCUUGUUAUGCUGCUUUAAAGCAAAUUUAUCCAUUUUUAUUCGUGCGUAAUAUUAGGAAUGGUUUAAGAUCAUAAUGAUGUAAAAUUCAAACGAAAUAUCAACACUGAACACAACUCACGGAAGUCUAAACGGACAAUCGUAGCUUCUGCAUGGAAUCAUUACGAUCAUUGACCAAUAAAUAUGUGCAGUCAACCCGUAAAUACCAAAAUGGCUGCUUAUUGAACGACUGGGGCCAUCAUCCACCCGAACAUCAAAGCACCUAUGCUUAGGUAUCAUUUUUCGAAAUUCUAUUUAGCCUUGUACUCCUUUAAGUCUUUGUGAACUGUUAGAUAGCGAGAUAAAUUCACAAAACAUUACCAUGAAAUACGUGAUCAAGAAUACGGUAACGCAGGAAUGUAUCGAUGUACCGCUAUACCCAGUGCUUGUUUCGUUUGGCUCUCCCAGACUGUAGAUCGAUAGCUUUAUUUUCAUUUUUAUUCAACAGUUAAGACCUAUUGGCUCGUAGCAAUAGUGACGAUUUCAGUCCUUUUUUAAAGCUCUGAGGUCUUCGUAUCCUCGGAAAGAAUAUUCAUACAACUGCAAAAUUACCUGAUCGAAAAGGGCAUCCCCUCUCCUCAUAAGAGUUAUGUCCAUAAAUAAGAAUUUCUUUCAAACUUAUCAUUGUGGAUUGAGAACGUGGUCGAAGUAAUAUUUACGUGUUCCAUGGAAUAUUUAGAAGAACUGCUUGGGGGUCAAGGGGGACUGGUGCUUACUCGCAGAGAGGUAGCCCGGCUAGUCCAAAGCACAAAAAGAGUGACUUCUGUUUAAAGCAUUAAACAACAGCUAAGUGUUUGCAAUGGGUUUCUCUAUAAAAAAAAAAAAACCGCGUCAAACAUGCUGCAUUUAGCGCUGAUUUACAAUAUUGAAGCUCUCGAGGUGUUCAAAAUUAGCAGUGUUAUUAGUCGUGAACUCAGGCGGCUUCCUAUGGGAAAAACAGUUUAGCAACGUUAUCCAUGUUCACUUGGAUGAUAUGUAUUUAGUCCUAACUACCUUCAACAAUUUUGAUUGAGAUCUUUUUACUUGCAGACACAUGAAGUUAUCUCCGAUGCUGGUAAAUCGGACGCUGACAAACGCAGAAAGUUACUCGAUCUAUACAAAAGAACUGAGCAGUUCAUGGAUCAGUUUGAGGAGGAUUUUUUGGAAAUACUUCAGAAAAGCUUCGAAGACCUGAACAAAUCUUUGCAAGAGAGAAAGAAGAAUGUUGAACCAAGUGAUCAGUAUGUUGUUCUUGUUGCAGGUUUGUUUUGCUGUCAUCAGUUAAAGAGACAUCGGCCUCAUCAUGAUUAUAACUACUUUAUUAACUUAGACUUGGGAUUCAGUCACAAUCGUUGUGGAGGCCACCAGCAUCUUAAUUCACCCUCCUUUGCAUUUCUUUAAUCGUUAAAAGAGAAUAUUAUAUAAUUGUUUAUUCAAAAUUAUUUUAUGUUUCUCUGCAAGAGAGGGCAAUAUCCAUAAAUUUCUAGAGUAGUCUGGCUUUUGUUUGUUUGUUAUCAUGCUCUCGCACUUAGCCACUAAUUUGAUGAGCCAGUUCAAGGUGACUUAAAUCUUGUUCGUAAGUAAUGUUUUUUGAUCUUGCUUUGACGCGUUCCAGGCCUAGAUUAUGCCUAGUCAUUGACUUCUAUUUUAUGAUUCCUCUCUUGAUUAGGUGAGACUAGCGCUGGAAAAAGCAGUGUCAUUAAUCUCAUCUUGGGAGAAGACCUUCUUCCCUCUACAACAUUAAGCACCACGUCCACAAUUUGCGAGCUGAAAUACGGAGAAAAGUUGAUGGUUGGUGUACACUACAAGCCUAAUGGAACAAAAACUCCAGAACCAGCUUUUCACGAAUUGAGUGAUGGAAGUAAAACCUACAAAGAACAAAUAGAGAAGUUUGUGUACGUCAAAGAAGAUCGAGAGAAAACACCUUACGAGAAAAUUGAACUGUUCUUUCCGCACCCUUUGUUUAAGGUACUAACAAAGUUGAUAGAUGAAGCGAAAAAGUUAUGACCAAAUUUCGAUAUAAAAAAAUUCAGGAUCAAAAGUAAACCUCUGCACGUAGCUCUAUGGAAUAAACUAUGAAGUAAGAUCAUGAAGAUUGAAACUGCUUAUUUCUAAAAAACUUUCGCGGCGUGUGAGGCGAAGAUAAUUUCAGUGAAAAGGACUGGUAAAUGCUUGUUCCAAACUCCAUGGUUUCUUUGGUUUCAAUGCAUUAAGAUAAAGGUACGAGAACCUUGGUAAGUUAAUGGCUUACCAUGACGAAUGGUUGAAAAAAAGAGCUUUUGAGAAACGAUGGUCAUGGUAAUUAAUAUUUCAAUGAAAUCAUCUACAAAAAUAACUCACGGAACUUGUAAAAAGUAAUAGGACAGCGAAUCUCAUUACGGAUUCAUGUUUCAAUUUCAGGAGAAUGUCAUGAUCGUUGACAGCCCUGGAGUAGGAGAAAGCGAUGUCAUGAGUAGUUUUGUUCUCAACUACCUGCCGCGGGCCUUUUGUUUCAUGUACGUUCUCUGUGCGUCGAAUGCUGGAGGAAUUCAGCCCGACAGGGUAAGGACAAGGAUUACUGGGUAUUACAAACCUAGUCAGAACAAAAUUCUCGAACGUGAUUGGUUAUCAUCAGCCCGAUUUGAGCAUUAAUAGGACAGUGUACGCGUCAUGCUUGUAAUUGGACAUUGUAAUAGGACAGUUAAAGGGACAGUUAACACGUCAUGCCAGUGUAACUGGACAGAAUAGGGCGCUGGGUUAACUGUUGCUUUUUUUAUGAAAGCAAAUAACCGACGUCUAGUUUCUUCCUCAAAUUCUGUCAUAGUUUUGAUUAAUUGUUAACAAGUCUUCGUGUCGUCCAAUUCUGUCCGAAAUCAUACUCGUUUUUUAUUAAUUCAUAUGAUUACAGAUCGAAAUUGGACUCCACUCGGUCCUAUUAUCAUUAAUAAUCAGUUUAGAGGAGGUUCAUUAAAAGUGGGCUUCACAUCCACAGGAGAAUGACACCUAAGAAAGAAGUACUGUUUUCAUCAUUGCUUUCAGUGAUUCCUUAAAAAUAUAGGUUUUGCUAAAUCUCAGUUUCAGCUUCGAGCAAUGUUUUAAAAUGAAAAAGAGAUGUACACUAGCACGCUAAAGAAAAGAACGAGCUUUUAACACACUAGCUGCGUGUAAGUUACUUUCUUCAUUAACUUCGCAGGCAUUGUCUUGCCUCGCACGGUAGAAACAAAGGAACGUGUUAACAUCUAGCUCGCAACUUUGCACGAUAUAACACGGUGACCGUGCCAAUUUUAUAGCACGCUUCUUAAAAUUAAAGUUGCUUUCGAUUUGUACAAGAAGUAAGUCCUAAGCUUUAAAGCUUUUUAGCUCACCGAUACGCCCGGCCGAUAUACGAUACACAGUAUUCAGAACAAGUAAUUCGCCAAACAUAAAGGAAGAUCUCGAGUUGUUGUCCAUUAUUUAAAACUGUCUUUAAGUUUCUUCAUUUUCGAAUUCGACAUUUUCUUAAAACAGCUUGCAAAACACGGGCCGAACGAGCAAAAUCCUCUGCUCUUGAAAUCGUACAUGAACUUUUGAAGGUAGCAAGCACAAGCUUUUAAAAUAAUAAGAGCGAACCUACAUGAUGCAAAGCAAAUGGCUAAAGGGUAAACUGUGCUCUCACCGUAUCAUCAAAACUGGCAACACAAUUUGCUGAUUGGUUUUUAAUGCAUUGCAAAUACACAUUCUUCUUCACAAAAAUUAUGAAGUAUUACUUGGGAGGAAGGGGAAGGAUCAGCAUACAUGUACAUGGGAAUAACCCUUUUAUAAUUCAUCAAAUAUUUUGGCGUGCGCGCGAUUGGUCUAAACACACCACGUGACCGAAUAUCAUCCAACUAAAACUGGGUGACAUUCAAGCAAUAUCCCUCGAUUUUCAAACCUUACUUCAGCUACGGUAAGUCUUAGUUUCAAAUUAAAUUGGAGACGAGAGAGGGUUUUGUGGUGGUUACAGAAGAAGGGAGAUUUUUUUGUUUAUUUAGUCGUAUUAGAGAACACUUAAAAGAAAACAUCCCAAGCUGUUCGUAAAAUUUUUUCCACGCACUUUGCAAAAUAUUUGAAGGAUAAUAAACACAAUAGCCUCUAUUAUGCGCUAAAACAUGUACUUAUGCUUGUACUUGGACAUAAUCUGUUCCUCGAAGCUCACAAUUUUCCUCGAGCUUCGCUCUCGGAAAACUGUUCGCAUGUUGGAACAAAUAAUGUCCGCGGACAAAUAUCCGUGCAUAUUUUUGCACCACAUAGAGGUGCAUAAACAUAGGUAUUUUCCGAAAUAUCCCAUCAGCAAUUGGCUCUAUAUUUGCGAGCGCAGGAUAGCUGAAACAUUUCUUGUCAGACCUUAUUUUCCACGCAUAGGUUUAAGAAGUAACUAACUAAAAGUUGAAUAGACGUUUGUCAGUUUUCUUAGGUCUUACUUGAUUUUUCUUUUGUCUUUUAAGUUAGGAAAGCUACUCACGAGCGCUCAAAAUCUGAGGAAAAGUGCCAACUUAGAUUUGUCACUAUCAGCUGCCUGUACGCUGUUUGUCUGCAACAAAUGGGAUUUGGUUAAGAACAAUGAACGCGAAGAGGUGAAAAGGGAUACGGUCGGAAAGCUUACAAGAAUACUUGGUAACCUGGAUCCGAAAUCGCAGAUUGUCUAUUUGUCGUGUAAAAGCGCGCAGUUAGCUCAGACCUAUGGCGUAGUGACAGAGGAUUUCAGCAACCUAAUAACAGGGAUAAGUAAUCUCGUAGUCUCGUCCAUGAAGAAUAAUCUGCAGAUGAAUACUAGGUAGGUGGACUUCUAAUAAUUCUAAGAUAAUAUCAUACCGAUUGGUUGGGAGUGUUUUCAUCGUCAAUUUUGAGACUUUGAAGCCCUUUUUUUUCCCACUUGAGUACUCUUCUUUGUCUGCAGAGGUGCAUCCAUUAAGGAUAGAAGGAAAUUAAGGAAAACCACCAUGAUAAUUUUUAGCGUACGGCCCGAUGAAAGAUGCCAUUUUGAAUUCUUUUGAUAACUCAUUUACUUAUGCAAAUAUUCCCGCCUUUGUCCCACACCUUAAUUAAACGAACAAAAGAUAUAGUGAAAUUACGCAACUGUGCGGAAAAAAUCUUGUAAGAGGAGUAGGGGAUUGUCCAAAAGUUACACGGCUUUAUUUUUCUUCGAUGAAAAUACAGCAUUAAGUGAAGCUGACGAGGAAAUUACAAUUUUUUCUUGCCUGUGCUAGAAGCUCCUCUUGAAAGAAACGGACGACUAAAAAUGUCCAAACACGCACUUUUCAGUACGGCUUAGCAAUCCGACGUGUAAGAUGUCAAACUGUGUUGUUUCUAUGCGUAAACAAUGCUGCAAGAAGACAGUGCGAACGUAGCAAUGGCCUCUCGAUCGUAAAUAGCUGAUUUCAUCGUACGAUUGUUCAGUUCUCACUUUUUAUUGAUUUAUUUCAGCUGUGGGGAUUAUCAGUUUUGAAAUUGAAAAAUGCACAAGAUACUUUUGGUGAUGAAAAAAUAUAUAUUUUGCUUUUUUGUCUCUGACUGAGGAAUCAGGUAAAAGAAACGGUAUGCAUCACACUUGUUGUGAGGUGCAAUUAAUACCCAGGAAACUCUUGCUUUUCAAUUAAAAUUCCAAGAAAUUAAAAUUUUUGCAUUGAUUGUCAUUUCAAUUGUUUAGCAGUUGUAGUUAUGACAUAAAACAAUUUUUAUAUUAUUAUUUAUCAGAUGGCUAGAGGAUCUUCUCGAUCGCAUGUCUCGUCAAGUCUGCAUAAAACUGAAGUCGGCAAAAAUGUCUCAUCAGGAGACAGAAGAAAAAAUCAAGAGAGUGUUAAGACGCAUGGAGGAGCUACAGAAUUCUCAGAAACGUAUAUUUGACGAACUUAGUGAGCAUCAGUCGAAAAUAUUUGAAGACAUCCUCGAGAAGCUGGCUUUGCACUUUAAAUCGGAGAAAACUAUCUCGAGCUUCUGCAAAUGGUCUAAAGAUGAAGUACCCAAACCCCUUGAAACAUGGCCGGAUACAAAGAAUGAGGUGUUAAAGUACGUCUCAGAGAGAACACACCAAUUUGUCAAGCAAUGGGAAAACGAAGAAAACGAAUUUGACAGAGCUCGAGUGUCAUUGAUCCAACAUUGUUGCAAAAAGUAUGAUAUAAUGGAGGAAGAAAUGCGCGAAGUAGCAGAAGAUUUUUUUUUCGUGGACGAGGUGGACGGCGACCUUCCACAGGACGAAGGUGGAGAAAAUUUGAAACGAUCUAGAGUAAGAGGAAGAUUGCCAACAAGUACUGCUCCUCCAUGGCUUCGGCAAGGAUUGGCAUCAGUGGUGAUAGGGUCUCCACUUAGCAUGCUCGGAGCCAAACUUAAAAAGAAGCUCCACUACAAACCCAAACUGGACAGGUUCCGCGAUGACCCAUGUGCCUACAUGUCAAAGCGAUCACGGAAAUGCCUCAAAGUUAUUUCUACUCGAGACCGCUUGCUUCCGUUCAUCAGUAAACAACUUGAAGACGCCGUAUUGUACCUAAGACGGAUCAAGGAGAAGAUUCCAAAGCUGAGGGAAGGUGACGAGCUGAUCUAUCAACGGCUACUUGAAGACGAGAGGGACAGUACUGAGAUUCGGAAGAUCUACGAGCCUUUAAACAACGAACUGGAAUUUCUGAGACGCAAUGUAACCGUGUACACUCUGCGAGAGACCAGGCAGUCGGAUUUCGCAAGAGAAGAGUUAAAGUGCGAUGUUGAAAAUUUAGAUUUUUUCAUUGGAGGAGGCAGCUUCUCCACAGUGUUUAGAGGCAUUCUUCAUCGCAAAGGAUCGCCAGAGAUUAUGGUUGCAAUCAAGAUGUACAGUGACCCGCUUACCAGUAACAACGUGUGGCAUUUUGUAGACGAGGAACGUGCUUUAAGGUAUGAAUACCCAAAGACCAUUUUCUCUGAUACAGUUGUGUUCUUUUGACAGAUCAACUGUCGUGCGUGGUGUCCUGUAUCAGAUUUUGCAUGGUACCUAGAGCCGGAAAUGCCAUAACUUGUUACGCAUGCGAUUAAAAAACGAUUGUGUCCCUGCUGCCUAGAAGUUUAAUGGCAAAUGAGGCUUUUAUCUUUGUCUUAGAAAACUGCACCAUCCAAACAUUGUCGGUUUUUAUGGAACCAAUUUGCACCACAGCCCCAACGGCACUAAAGUGAUGAUCGUCCUCGAGCUUUGUAGUUGCUCUCUGAGAGAUCGAGUACUUUCCCAUCCAGAGGAUUCACCCGCUCGAUCGUCCAACAGCACAGUCAAAAAGAAAGUCUUAUCCUGGGUGCAACAUAUCCUAGAGGCUUUGCAAUAUAUCCACUCAGAAGGAUUUGUUCAUCGAGAUUUAAAGCUGGAAAAUGUGCUGGUAAAUGUGUAUUGAAGUUGUACUCAAUUUUUCAGUAACCAAUUGACAUGUUAGGGGCGAUUUCCCUUCCUCAGUGAAGCAUAGCCUUUUUACCCCUCCCCCUUCCCCCUCCCCUAUCAUUUUUUCGAAAAGAAUGCAGCCUUCAGACGCACUACAUGCCUUGAUCUAUAGUUGUUCAAGAGUGGGUUCGGGGAGGAGGGUGGGGGAGGGGGCUUUUUGGUUUCUUGUAACUGCAAAUGAUGUCUUGGUGAUGAAAUUUGUAUGCCUCAAAUUAAGGAAAUAAACCACCCGUUUCCCUAAUCUCAUGCAGAAGAUUGCGUGCCAUGUAAAAAGAUACUGCAACUUUAUUUUAAAUCAAUGGCAGACAUUUUGGGCCGAAACUGAUUAACAAGAAGUCUAAACCUUUGUCGUGGCAUUUGGUGUUCGACACCAUGAAACACGAUCUUGCAAUCAACCAAAAAAGCAGCAACGUCACACUAAGCCAUUUAUAGUUUCCCCUCUUCAUUACAAUUUUUGUGACUAAGUUUAACUUUUUUCUCCUUAUAGCUGACGCAAGGCGAGAAAGUGAAACUUGCAGAUGUGGGAGUAGCUAAACAUGAAAAAGAAAUAACUGGAACGAUGAUCGGAACCUCUCUGUACCUGGCCCCUGAAGUGUUUGAGGGUCGAGUCUACAACAGCAAAGCUGACAUGUAUAGUUUUGGCUUUUUACUUUGGGAAAUAUGGUAUGGUGAGCAAACCUUUCAAACGGCCAUGACAACCUGCGGAGUGUAUCAGCUCGAAAAGAUGAGACAGGGCUGCCGACCUGCCCACAUCGAAGGCACGAACCAUCCAUGGGAAAUAUGGGAGCAUGUCAUGACUAAUUGCUGGAAUGAAGAUCCACGUGCCAGACCGACAAAAAAAAAAAGCGCUGGAAAGUUUUAA
Molecule: messenger RNA, 8554 nt
Organism: Pocillopora meandrina
Lineage: Eukaryota; Metazoa; Cnidaria; Anthozoa; Scleractinia; Pocilloporidae
Source: the annotation of a GenBank genome assembly